Messenger RNA from Ictalurus furcatus (blue catfish), 3908 nucleotides. It is a transcript of the gene kif5c, whose product is annotated as kinesin family member 5C. The transcript has 26 exons. Gene Ontology annotation, biological process: microtubule-based movement. NCBI's taxonomy places the organism in Eukaryota, Metazoa, Chordata, Actinopteri, Siluriformes, Ictaluridae. The record is from RefSeq and is a predicted model, not a curated record. The coding region runs from base 379 to 3303 and encodes 974 amino acids. Gene Ontology annotation, molecular function: microtubule binding; microtubule motor activity; ATP binding.
UUCAGGAAUGCAGGAAUGCAGAAUGCGCAUGCGCCUGAGGAGCCUUUUAAAGCCGGGAUGCUGCACGGUCCUGAUGCUGCGGUCAGCGUUUGGUCAACAGGACGAUAUCCAGAGCAUUCAAGGCUGAUCCGACUGCAUCACUGCGUGUGUGAGAUUCACAGUAAUAACCGUCUUUAAGCAGAAAGUGUUCACACGGGUGGAAAGUUUGAUUCUAUUAAUCUACGCCGAGGGGAAAGCAUUUUAACGGGAUUUUCCACUGAUCUCUGCACAGCAUCAAGUUUUCCUCCGGCUUGAACUUUAUCUCAGGAUCUUCACUGAGUCUGGGGUUUGUUUGGUUUUGUUUUUGUUUUUUCCUCCUCCUCCUGCGUCAGGUUCGUCAUGAUGGACGCGGCGGAAUGCGGAGUCAAAGUGAUGUGCCGAUUCAGGCCACUGAACGAGUCGGAAAUCAACAGAGGAGACAAAUACAUCCCGAAAUUUAAGUACGAGGAUACUGUGGUUGUUUCGGGAAAGCCCUAUGUGUUUGAUCGAGUUCUUCCUCCAAACACAACCCAAGAGCUGGUCUACGAUGCCUGCGCUAAACAGAUUGUUAAAGAUGUUCUUGAUGGAUACAAUGGAACCAUUUUCGCCUAUGGCCAGACUUCAUCAGGGAAGACCCAUACCAUGGAGGGGAACCUCCAUGACUCAGAGCGUAAGGGCAUCAUUCCUCGCAUCUCUCAGGACAUUUUCGACCACAUUUACUCCAUGGAUGAGAACCUUGAGUUCCAUAUCAAGGUAUCCUACUUUGAGAUUUACUUGGACAAAAUCAGAGAUCUAUUGGAUGUUUCGAAGACCAACCUCGCUGUACAUGAAGAUAAAAACAGGGUACCAUAUGUCAAGGGCUGCACAGAGCGCUUUGUGUCCAGCCCCGAGGAGGUGAUGGACGUUAUUGAUGAAGGCAAAGCCAAUCGUCAUGUCGCUGUCACAAAUAUGAAUGAGCACAGCUCGCGCAGUCACAGCAUCUUCCUGAUUAGCAUCAAGCAGGAGAACGUGGAGACGGAGAAGAAGCUGAGUGGGAAGCUCUACCUGGUGGAUCUGGCUGGAAGUGAAAAGGUCAGUAAAACAGGAGCAGAAGGAGCUGUCUUGGAUGAAGCUAAAAAUAUCAAUAAAUCUCUCUCUGCUCUGGGCAACGUCAUCUCCGCACUGGCUGAGGGAACUAAGACGCACGUGCCGUACCGAGACAGUAAGAUGACGCGAAUCCUGCAGGACUCUCUGGGUGGAAACUGCAGGACCACCAUCAUCAUCUGCUGCUCACCGUCCGUCUUCAAUGAGGCCGAGACCAAAUCCACGCUUAUGUUCGGCCAGAGAGCCAAGACCAUUAAGAACACAGUGUCGGUCAAUUUGGAGCUAACGGCCGAGGAGUGGAAGAAGAAGUAUGAGAAGGAGAAGGAAAAGAACAGAGGCUUAAAGAUCAUCAUCCAGCGGUUGGAGAAUGAGCUGAAGCGCUGGAGGAGAGGUGAAGCAGUUCCAGUUGAAGAGCAGCAGAAAAGUAAAGAAAUGAAGAACUUAGAAGCCACGCCCACAAUCGACAGUCUGGCCCCACCCCCCCAACCUCUUUGUGACACGGAGAAAACCAAGUAUGAAGAGCUGAUCAGUGACCUCUACCAGCAGCUCGAUGACAAGGACGAUGAGAUCAAUCAGCACAGUCAGCUGGCAGAGUCACUGAAACAACAGAUGGUGGAUCAGGAUGAGCUGUUAGCGUCGACGCGGCAUGACUGUGGGAAACUCCAGGAGGAGAUGAUGCGUCUUCAGUGUGAACAUGAGGCAACCAAAGAGGAGGUGAAGGAGGUGCUGCAAGCGCUGGAGGAACUUGCCGUCAACUAUGACCAGAAGAGCCACGAGUUGGAGGAGAAAGGAAGGAGCAACGUCCAGCUCACCGAUGAGUUAACGCAAAAGAGUACAAUUCUAUCCACUGUAGAGAGGGAUCUGGCCACACUGCAGGAAGUGAGUGGACACCACAAGAAAAGAUCUGUAGAGAUCUUCAGCAUGCUGCUGCGAGACCUCAGUGAGAUCGGCACCGUCAUCGGUACUAGCGACCUUAAGACACAGACAGCGGAGGGUCCUGGAGCGAUGGAGGAGGAGUUCACCAUGGCGCGCCUCUACAUCAGCAAGAUGAAGUCGGAGGUGAAGUCGCUGGUGAACCGCAGCAAACAGCUAGAAGGAGCUCAGGCUGAAACGGCGCGCAAGAUUCAGGCCAAUGAGAAAGAGCUCGCGUCCUGCCAACUCCUCAUCUCACAGCUCCAGGCCAAGAUAAAAUCGCUGAACGACUACAUGCAGAACAUGGAGCAGAAGAAGAGACAGCUGGAGGAAAGCCAGGACUCGCUGAUGGAAGAGCUGGCUAAUCUCCACGCUCAGGGAAAGAUGCAUGAAGUGUCUGUGAUGGACAAAGAGAAGGAGCACAUGAGCAAGAUGAAGGAUGCUGAAGAGAUGAAGAAAGCGCUGCAGGAGCAGAUGGAGAGUCACCGUGAGGCCCAUCAGAAGCAGCUGUCACGCCUCCGAGACGAAAUCGACGAGAAGCAAAAGAUCCUGGAUGAGUUGAAAGAUAUGAACCAGUCUCUUCAGCUGGAGCAGAAAAAGCUCUUGUCUGACUACGACAAGCUAAGAGACGAGGAACAGGAGAAGGACGAGAAACUGCAGAAACUAAUUUUGUUAAAUGAGAAACGAGAACAGGCCAAGGAGGAUCUGAAGGGUCUUGAAGAGACUGUGACAAAAGAGCUCCAAACUCUCCACAGUCUGCGCAAACUCUUCAUCGACGAUCUUAACACACGUGUCAGGACAAAUGUAGAGUUGGACUCAGACGAGGCAGGAGGCAGCCUGGGUCUGAAACAGAAGAUCAUUUUCCUGGAGAACAAUCUGGAACAGCUCACCAAAGUCCACAAACAGUUGGUGCGUGACAAUGCAGAGCUGCGCUGCGAGCUGCCUAAGCUGGAGAAGCGUCUUCGAGCCACGGCCGAGCGAGUGAAAUCCCUCGAGACGUCAUUGAGAGAGGCGAAGGAGAACGCCAUGAGAGACCGCAAGCGCUACCAGCAAGAGGUGGAGAGAAUCAAAGAGGCAGUCAGGGCCAAAAACCAGGCCAGGAGGAACCACACAGCACAGAUCGCCAAGCCCAUUCGCGCUGGACACCAUGCUGGACAUCACCCUGCGGCCUCUGGCUCACCGGGUCAUACCAUCAGAGGAGGAGGGGUGCAGAGCCCGCGACGUCAUCACUACCACCAGAUGCAAACGGCUCAGCAGCACUACCACCACAGCAGCAACAGCAGCAAAUAAAGGAUGUCAGGAGGAAAAACAGCGUAUCCUGAGCUCACUCAGACUUUCUUUCCAUCUAGACUUCAUCUGUCCACGAGAUCACCAUCCACGUUUUUGUAGUUCUGGAAAACCAACACAACCGCUGAAGCCUUUGAUCACGUACAGUACUGGACAGAAACUCUACUUCCUUAUCUUGUGGUGGACUGGUUUUGUACUUACACACACACACACACAAACACAUGUGAAAACAAGGAGCUGCCUGUUACAUUCAAGUGAGCACAAUUAGUGUGUGUCCCAAACCUAGAGAGUUCUUUCCUGCUAGCUAAUCAUGUAAUUAGCGGCUCGUAUGAGUCACAUGAAUCAGCACAUGCAGGUAAAUCCUGACAGAAAGCACGGGAACACUAAACACACAUGACCUCUGGCUACAUGUUACACCUCACAGUGCUAAUUUCUCUUUCAUUGCACAAUCAUUAGACUGUUUGUUCUAAUGCGCGUUCCUCAGUGUUAAUACUGCUGUGUGUAUGUGUUAUGGGUAAUCCACUGCAACUCCAUCGUUUAAACACACUUAGAAUUUAAUCUGUCUCUUAUAAAUUUUCUUAAUAUAGCUGAUGGUCAAGUAUUAACCG